CUUUAAAAAAAUUAAUUUAUAUCUUAUUUCAUUUCCGUUUAUACAUUAAAAUAUACCUUUCUCUACGACCAUUAUGGAGGACGAGAAAAAGAGUACUAUAUUAGAAUCAACAACAAUAAGUUAUGAAGACAAUAUAACCAGCGAUGCUCAUUCUUAUACAGCUGAAAGUCAAAUAGCCGGCCCCGAACCGACAGAAGAAGAGUGGAAAGAAUUGCCUGAAGUUUCUGAUACAAUUCCAAAAGCAGCAUUUUUAGUUAUUUUAAUUGAAUUUUGUGAACGAUUCACUUAUAAUGGUUUGAGUGGUCCUUUCCAAAAUUAUAUUCAAAAUCCUGCUCCUCCUUCAUAUCCCGCAGAAUUACCAGGUGCUCUAAAUAGAGGUCAACAAGCAGCUACUGCUUUAACUACCUUUUUCCAAUUCUGGUGUUAUAUCACCCCAGUGUUAGGCGCUAUUAUCGCUGAUCAAUUCUGGGGUAAAUACAUUACUAUCCUUGUAUUUGCUGUCAUUUACUGUAUUGGUCUUAUUAUCCUUACUCUCACCUCUAUUCCCAAAGCUAUUGCCAAUGGCAGUGCUUUCCCUGGUCUUGUAGUUGCCAUUAUUAUUAUUGGUCUUGGUACGGGUGGUAUUAAAUCUAAUGUAUCACCUCUUGUUGCUGAGCAAUAUCGUAGUAAGUCCGCCUAUGUGAAGACACUUAAAAAUGGUAAACGCGUUAUCGUUACUCCUCAAGCUACAUACCAAAAGAUUUUCAAUUACUUUUAUUGGAGUAUUAAUGUCGGUUCCCUCUCUGCUAUUGCAACUACGGAAUUAGAAAAGAAUGUUGGUUUCUGGCCUGCUUAUUUGUUACCUACUCUUAUGUUUGUUCCUUGUAUUAUUAUUGUUAUUCUUGGUCGUAAACAAUAUGUUCAAUCUCCUCCUCGUGGAUCUGUCUUUAUUGAAGUCGGUAGACUCUUUUGGCUUUCUUUCAAGGUGAAAGGUGGCCUUGAAGCUUGUAAACCUUCUAAUAUGGCUAUUGAUCAUCCUGAGUUAAUGUCUAAAGUCACUUGGGAUGAUAUUUUUGUUGAUGAAUUAAGGCGUGCCUUGAAGGCAUGUGUUGUCUUCUGUUGGUUCCCUAUUUAUUGGUUAUGUUACAAUCAAAUGACUAAUAACUUAGUUUCUAUGGCUGCCACUAUGAUAACUGGUAAUGUCCCUAACGAUAUUAUGCAGAACAUCGAUCCUAUUGCCUUGAUUAUCUUGAUUCCUAUUAUGGAUAACUUUUUAUAUCCUUUACUUAGAAGAUUGAAUAUUCCUUUGCGUCCCAUUGCUCGUAUUACCUUAGGCUUCUUCUUUGCUGCUGCUUCCAUGGGAUAUACUGCUGGUAUUCAAGCCAAAAUUUAUAGAUCCCCCCCUUAUUAUGACCAUCCUGAAGGCAGAGAAAACUGGAUCUCUGCUGCUUAUUUAAUUCCCUCCUAUAUUUUGAUUGCUAUUUCUGAAAUUUUUGCUUCUAUUACGGGUAUGGAAUAUGCUUAUAAAAAGGCUCCUCAAUCUAUGAAAUCUAUUGUUAUGGCUCUUUACUUGCUUACUAGUUGCUUCGCUUCCAUUCUUGGUUUUGCCUUGGUUUCAGUUGCCGUAGAUCCUAAACUAACUUGGAUGUAUCUUGGUAUUUGUAUUGCAAUGCUUGUUUGUACUAUUCUCUUCUGGAUUUGUCAUCAUAAGGCUGAUGCACGCGAUGCUGAAGAAGAUGCCAUUCAGCGUGAUAUUAAACCAUCUCCCAAACGUAAGAGUGAUGAAGAGGAAGUUGUAGUUGAAUAUAAUGCUGAAAAGACAGCUUAAAUUUUAUAUCAAAGCAAAUUCAAUUUCAUUACAUUAUUCCUUUUUUUUUGUAAAUAGUAAUUUUACAUUCUUUUUUUUAUUAUUUAGACAUUUAUAUUAUUAACUUCCCUUUUGUACUAUUCAUUUUUUAACAUAUAAAUGUAUAUAUCCUAUAUAUUGUUAUUAUUUCUCC
Messenger RNA from Cokeromyces recurvatus, 1979 nucleotides. RefSeq names its product POT family-domain-containing protein. Bases 74 to 1807 code for a protein of 577 amino acids. The record is from RefSeq and is a predicted model, not a curated record. Gene Ontology annotation, molecular function: tripeptide transmembrane transporter activity; dipeptide transmembrane transporter activity. The transcript has 2 exons. NCBI's taxonomy places the organism in Eukaryota, Fungi, Mucoromycota, Mucoromycetes, Mucorales, Mucoraceae. Gene Ontology annotation, cellular component: plasma membrane; fungal-type vacuole. Gene Ontology annotation, biological process: transmembrane transport; oligopeptide transport.